CUCACUUUCUCUCGUUUUCUUUUUUCCAUUUUCUCUUUCUCUUUCUCUUUUCCAUCUCUAAAUUUUCCGGGCUUUGAGCACUCACGUCUCUCGUCUCUAGUCUCUAGUCUCUACUCUUACUUCUCACAUACCGUGUCUCUUCCCGUUUCGCUUUCUGCUUUCUCUCAGUCUCUUUCACGUCGCAAGAAUCACUCAACGUGUCCCAGGUCGCCGCGCAAUUUCCCUCCUUCCUCCUUUGCUGAUCUCACUCCAUAGAUUCCACCACACUCCAUCUGAGUAUCUUCCAUAAUCACAAUGACAUCAACUCAACCUUACUCGACAUUCGGUCUCACACCUGGUAAUCAUGCCGAAGCUCCUAAAAAGCCCCAUCUCUAUGUCGGCAACCUAUCCCCUCGCGUAACGGACUACAUGCUCACGGAAAUUUUCGCCGUAGCUGGUCCCGUUGUCAACGCUAAAAUCAUUCAAGAUCGUAAUUUCCAACAUGCCGGUUUCAAUUAUGGUUUCGUCGAAUAUAUCGAUAUGCGUUCAGCCGAACAAGCAAUCCAAACGCUCAACGGGAGGAAAAUCUUUGAUGCGGAAGUCAAGCAGAAUAAAGAAGACACGCAGCAUCAUCACCACGUGUUCGUAGGAGAUCUGAGUCCUGAAGUCAACGACGACGUGCUCGCCAAAGCUUUCGGGGCGUUUGGGAGUAUGAGUGAGGCUAGGGUUAUGUGGGAUAUGAAUUCUGGAAAGAGUCGUGGUUACGGUUUCUUAUCAUUCCGAAAGAGAGAAGACGCCGAACAAGCUAUUAAUACGAUGAAUGGAGAAUGGCUAGGUUCUCGCGCUAUUCGGGUCAACUGGGCAAAUCAAAAAACGCAAACGGGUAGUUCGGGCGCAUAUAGUUCACCUUCAUAUACCGCGCCAUCUUACGGUCAUUAUCCCCAACUCACAUCUUCACCAACUCCUGCGGCACCCAUCGCUCCUCUUGCCCCUGUGAUCCCUGGCGUCCCACCCGCAGGAGGUGUACCGGCAGCAAGUGCGACACCUGUGAUCCCUGACAAUUGUACCCUGUUCGUUGGUAAUUUAGGCCCAUACGUCACCCAAGCAGAGUUGACACCUUUGUUCCAGACAUACGGCUAUGUAACCGACAUCCGCAUGCAAGCCGAUCGUGGAUACGCUUUUGUCAAAUUGGACACGUCACAAGCUGCUGUUUCAGCCAUGGCAACUUUGCAGAAUACGAUGGUGCAAGGUCGACCUCUGAAGAUUCAAUGGGGGAGAGAGAAACCUGCUGAGGCUGCUCAAGCUGGCUGGGGUCAAUCACAGUAUCCUCAAGUCGACUACUCACAAUACGGCUACUACGGGGGCUAUGCCUAUGGCCAACAAGGCGCCCAACAGCAAGGUUGGGAUCAAUAUUACGGUCAAGGUGGUCAAGGUUGGGGUGGAUAUUACAAUCAAGACGGAACUCAACCCGCACAGACGCAAUGAGAUUGUUUGAACUCUAGCAUAAUUCUCGUUAAUGCGCAUGUGAUUGUAAUGCAUCGACAUGUGAUCUACACCUUAUGACAUCUUUUGGCUUCUC
Molecule: messenger RNA, 1558 nt
Organism: Tremella mesenterica DSM 1558
Lineage: Eukaryota; Fungi; Basidiomycota; Tremellomycetes; Tremellales; Tremellaceae
Exons: 6
Coding region: 295-1464 (389 amino acids)
Cellular component (GO): cytosol
Molecular function (GO): mRNA binding
Source: RefSeq, a predicted model, not a curated record